CUCUCGGUGACCUCCCGAGCACCGGAACACAGGGCGCAGACACAGUCCUAGUUUUAAACCGGCUUCCCACGUGUGAGUAGCAUCGGCAAGUUUUUCGAGAAAAAUGCCCAAAUUGAAGGUGGCCCGCGGGGCCCGGAAUCAGGAGAAGCAUGCACCUCUGGCCGAGCAGAUUCUGGCUGGGAAUGCAGUGCGCGCGGGGACCCGAGACAAGCGGCGGGGACGCGGGGUUGAAGAGGAGGAAGAGUAUGUUAGACCCCGGCUGAGCAGACGCAUUUUGCAGCAAGCCAGGCAACAGCAGGAGGAGCUGGAGACUGAACACGGGACUGCAGACCAGCCUGCAAAGCCACGGGAACGCGCCACGCGGCUGGGUCUGGGAGUGCCCCAGGAUGGAACCGACGAUGAGAAUGAGGAAUGGCCCCCCCUGGAAAAGGCAGCCAAAAUGACCGGAGUGGACCACCAAGCAGAGGUGGUUGUGGACCCUGAAGAUGAAUGGGCCAUUGAAAUAUUCAUGAAUAAGAACCCUCCUAUGAGGCGCACACUGGCUGACAUCAUCAUGGAGAAGCUGACAGAGAAAGGACUGAGGCAGAACCAGUGGGCUCAGGGUCUAGUCACUAAAUUCUGGCCGCGCAUGAAAACGCAGGGACGGGGCCAGGACCUCAACCGUGGGUGCUGAUGGCUCUGCCUCCUCCAUCUCCAGGUGUUAUCCAAGGGCCGAAGUGGGAAACUGCCCAAGGCUUUUAAGAUCAUCCCUGCACUGUCCAACUGGGAGCAAAUCCUCUAUGUCACUGAGCCUGAGGCCUGGACUGCAGCUGCUAUGUAUCAAGCCACCAGGAUUUUUGCCUCUAAUCUGAGAGAACGGAUGGCUCAGCGCUUCUACAACCUUGUCCUGCUUCCCCGAGUACGAGAUGACAUCGCAGAGUACAAACGACUCAACUUUCACCUCUACAUGGCACUCAAGAAAGCCCUCUUCAAACCUGGAGCCUGGUUCAAAGGAAUCCUGAUCCCAUUGUGCGAGUCUGGCACAUGUACCCUCCGAGAAGCCAUCAUCGUGGGCAGCAUCAUCACCAAGUGCUCCAUCCCUGUGUUGCACUCCAGUGCGGCCAUGCUGAAGAUUGCCGAGAUGGAAUACAGUGGCGCUAACAGCAUUUUCCUGCGCCUGCUGUUAGAUAAGAAGUAUGCGUUGCCAUACCGGGUGCUAGACGCCCUGGUCUUCCAUUUUCUGGGCUUCCGGACGGAGAAGCGCCAGCUGCCUGUGCUCUGGCACCAGUGCCUCCUGACAUUGGCACAACGCUACAAGGCCGACUUGGCCACGGACCAGAAGGAGGCCCUCCUGGAACUGCUUCGACUGCAGCCCCACCCACAGUUGUCUCCGGAAAUCAGACGUGAGCUCCAGAGUGCAGUCCCCAGAGAUAUAGAAGAUGCGAAGGCUUACGACAGCAUCUGUGUGUGGCUCUAG
Molecule: messenger RNA, 1456 nt
Organism: Cricetulus griseus (Chinese hamster)
Lineage: Eukaryota; Metazoa; Chordata; Mammalia; Rodentia; Cricetidae
Source: RefSeq, a predicted model, not a curated record